AAGAACUGUGAUUACUUUCCUUAAGCUAAGUUAUCUCAGUAAUGGUCAGUCAAAUUGAACUGAAAUCGUUCUCAUUUCCUGGGAAGAUUUACGACAUCGAUGUCACAUGCAAAACACGAGAUUUUAUGGACUAAUCAGUGCAAGGCUGAAAAAAGAUAGCUAAAUCCGAAGACGAGCAAGGAACCCAAUGACGUAAGCAUUAAUUAAACAUCGUGAUUUUAAUUUUCGUCUCAAUAAACUCACGCAAGGAGGAGGGUUGGAGCGCACGCAGAAAGAAACCUUACGGAUGAAACGUGUUGAUCUAAAUAAAACACGAUAGUCUGGCGAAUCAAAUAUUGGAUCAAUGCUUCCAUCCGCUUCGGCAUCUGACUUACUGGCAGCGCAUGACUGCGAAAAUCUAACAGGACAAUUUGAUAAAGUAAACAUAUAAUCCCUAGGAAAUCGUUUGUGUCGUCAACUUAAGGCGGAGAGUCGUCGUUAGAAUGGCUGAAUGUGCUCCUAAAGAUGUGACAUCGGACAUCUCUAGUGAAAAGGUGGGGGAAAACAAAAUGUCACGCACCACCAGGGGGAAUAUAAUAAUAUUCGCAAUGGACGGUAGUGAUAUAGCUAUAGAUGCAUUAAAAUGGUACGCAGCAAAAUGUCACCGACCUCAGGACAUUGUAGUUCUUGUGUAUGCGGUAGAGAUGAGUGAAAUCUUCACCUCGGCGCAGUGGCUUCAAACACCGAACAGAGAAGAUGUGGAUGCUUUCCAGACAAUAUUUAAACAUGAAAUAGAGAAGAUACAGAGGAAGCUUCAGACUUUCGCAAACAUUUUAAGACAGCUUGGAGUAAACGGAAGUGUCAGAAGUACGCAUGCGUCGAAGCCUGGUGAGGGAAUAAUCAACAUAGGAAAGGAAUUAAACGCCACUAUGAUAGUUACUGGAAGUAGGGGUCAUGGAAAAAUCCGGAGAACACUUCUAGGCAGCGUUAGCGAUUACCUGAUUCACCAUGCUGACAUUCCAGUGCUCGUAUGUCGAAACCAGCUGUCAAAGUGAGAACAGCGAUAUGUCAUCAUUGUGUACAUCUUUUUUCUCUUUGCCGGUUUGUCAACAAUCGCGGAGGUGACGUAUGUGAAUUGACAUGAUCUGCUCAUUUUUUAACAUUUGACAUUUUUCCAAGACAUUCCAUACAAAUAUUACAACACUGAAAUCCCAGCAAAUUUGGAAAAUCAAUAUUGAAGGCGUCUUAUCCAUUAUUUUGCAUUAUACCAAAAUACAGAAUACAAAGGAUUUAAAACCUUAAUCACUUUAAAAAACACUUAAUACCGAAAUUUCUUUUUAAAAAAUUAUACAAAAAUAAUAACAUAUUAUAAGCAUGUUGGUAAAUGAAAAAAAAAUAUGCAUAUUGAUCUUUGAAAUAUGUCAAUUGUUAGGCUUUUGUUUUUUUCUGAACUGACAUAAGAAAGUUCCUGAUAAAUACAUAGAAAGCUCACAACAGGAAUGACCGGUCAACAAGGGAUGCUUACUCUUCCUAGGCACCUGAUCCCAUCUCUGGAUUUCCGUGUCCUCUUCACAUAUUUGUGUUCUUUAAUUUUUUUUAAAAUCGUUUAUUGUUUUUUAUCGUCACUUUUUAUACAUUGUGUAAAUAUUACAUUCGUUCGAGGCAUAUAUUUGAAAUAUUCCUAUAUAACACCAAACAUUUAUAUCACAUUAAGCCAGAUUCAAAUUAUUAUUUUCUUGAUUGGCAAUGAUUUAAUUAAUAUAUAAAACAUAUGGAGAUAACAAACAGUAUUCCAGCUUUAAAGCUUACACAAUAGGAGUGGAGCAAACAAGGACCCCCAAAACAUCAAAGCUUGGAUCAGAUGUAAUUGAACAUCCCCUGCCGACCGUUCACACCCAGUGUGUACUUCUAGUUAUGAUUGGAAAAUACAGAAAAAAUCCGUCGAUAAUUCAGUGUGUAAAUAGUGGUCUAUAAAAAUAAGUAAGGAAACAUCUCUCAGCAUUUGAUUUAAUGAGGUUUUAUUCCUCAUUCUGUCAGAUUUCUCAAUAUUAUUUACUAACCUGGUCUAUUUUUUUCAAAAUGUUGUGUAAAUAUGAUAUUAAUUGUUGUUAUUACAAAACUAAUUUGACCAAAGCAAUGACAUUUAAAAAUAUUCUCGAUAUGAACAAUAUGGUAAUAGCUUUCAUAAGUUUAUUGUCUUUUACACUAUACAAGACAAAGUCAAACUAAAAAAAUGAUGUCAUUUCUGCCAAGUUGAUAACUUAUGAUUAAAGACAUACAUGUAUCUUGAACAGUUCUAUAUCUAGAGACGUACAUUUCUACAUUUCUGAAAAAUCGUCAAAAAGUCGGAAUGUAUAUAUAUUUUUUUCAUUCAUAGCAUCUGUUAAUUCCAACACAGCACCUUCUUUCUUGUUACGUAAUGCUUGAUUUGUUGAAUCAGCUUCCUGCCUUCUCAGACCGGAGUCACCCAAGAUAAACAGUUAAUGAUCUUGUUUAACUUCCAAGAUUAAAAAAAAAUCAAAUGGAAAUAAAUAAUGUUAAAUCUACAAGCUUAUAAAUCGAUAUGCACAUGGAAUAAUCAAUUGACUUUAUUUAAAUUAUGAGGUUGUUAAUUUUAGAUAUGUACGUUUUCAUGUUUGGUUGCUAUUUGUGACAAAUGUUGUUGAUUGUGCUUGUGCAAACAGAUUUGCUUUUAAAAUACAAUGCCUUCUCAGAGACAGCUAGACAAGGAUUUUCUAGAAUUAAAUCAAAAUUAACGUCUCAAAUAAAACAGGAAAAAAGUGUUUUCUAUUCUAAAGAAAUUAAUGUCUGAUUAUGUUUAUAUGAUGAAUAUAUAACAAUUAAUAUGUUGAAUUAUUGUUGUAUCUUAUGUUAUUAAACGUUCAUGUUUGCAA
Molecule: messenger RNA, 2873 nt
Organism: Saccostrea cuccullata (small rock oyster)
Lineage: Eukaryota; Metazoa; Mollusca; Bivalvia; Ostreida; Ostreidae
Exons: 4
Coding region: 483-1034 (183 amino acids)
Source: RefSeq, a predicted model, not a curated record